This is a messenger RNA of Cynoglossus semilaevis (tongue sole), 1006 nucleotides long. It is a transcript of the gene tifa, whose product is annotated as TRAF interacting protein with forkhead associated domain. Gene Ontology annotation, biological process: positive regulation of canonical NF-kappaB signal transduction. Gene Ontology annotation, molecular function: protein binding. Lineage: Eukaryota; Metazoa; Chordata; Actinopteri; Pleuronectiformes; Cynoglossidae. The transcript is spliced from 2 exons. The record is from RefSeq and is a predicted model, not a curated record. The coding region runs from base 162 to 749 and encodes 195 amino acids.
UGUGAGAAGGGGCAGGACAAAACUUUACGCUUUCAUUUCUUGCGUCAGGGUUUUUCCGUCAGUUGCCUUAGAGCUGCAUGUGGAAUGUGGAAAGGAAACACUCUGCCUGGAUAUACACAAUAUAAUCAACACAGAGGACCAUCAUUUCUCAGUAUUCCAUCAUGAAUGCUUCUGAGACGAUGGAGACAGAAGAGGAUCUCCUGACAUGUCUCCACAUCAAACUCUUUCACCCUCGACAGAGUUAUAUGGCCGUGUAUGGAGGAUUGCCCUUAAAAGACAGAAUACGACACUCAGCCGAUGAACCUCUCAAGUUUGGCCGUGAUUCCCAGGCCUGCACAUACACCCUCAGUGACCCUCGGGUGUCCCGUAAACAGCUGGCCCUCCAUGCCUACCGCACACCCCGCAGCCCAGACAUGCUGUUUUCCAUUCAGAACCUGAGCCAAAAGGGGCGACUGUUAGUUAACAAUUCAAGUCUGGGCUACCUGGAGAGGAUGGAUCUCCCAGAAAAAGUCCUCAUCCGGAUAGGGGAUUAUGAAAUGCUGAUCACCUGGGAGUCUGGUGAGGCCAAGGCAAGUUUCGAGGUAGAGUUCGAGAUCCUGUCAGUGUCUCUUACCAAGGACACAUGUCCGUGUGUUCCCACCACAACACCAGUUAUGGAUACUGGCUCAGGUUUUCCUGACGGUAACCCUGCUGAGCUGAUGUCAUCUGGCCCUCUGGAGAUGGACGAAACACUCGCAUGUUUUUCCUAAUGAACCUGCCUUAUCUGACUGUUACAUACAUUCCAUUCAUUUUUUCCCCUGCAGGUUUAGGCAAUAUGUAGAAACAUUAGAUGCCAUAGAGACUUAUACAACCACUAUUUGUAAUGUGAGUGUUUUUACUAAUAUAUUAACAUGUAUUUAAUUUUCUAUAUAUUAACAAGCUGUGAGUUUGUGAACUACAAAUACUACAUGUUUGGAAGCUGUUAUUAUUCCCUCUAUCCUGUGGUGCAUAAACAGGUUUUUGGUAA